This is a messenger RNA of Penicillium odoratum, 285 nucleotides long. RefSeq names its product ester cyclase. Gene Ontology annotation, biological process: polyketide metabolic process. Bases 1 to 285 code for a protein of 94 amino acids. Lineage: Eukaryota; Fungi; Ascomycota; Eurotiomycetes; Eurotiales; Aspergillaceae. The transcript has a single exon. The record is from RefSeq and is a predicted model, not a curated record.
AUGAUCGCGGAGGGUGAUUAUGUUGCCGCACAGUGGAUUGGCGGAGGCACACACACCGGAGUCGCCUUUGAUGAUCUGGUAGUUGGAAAACUCGCGAAACCUAACACGGGAAUGAAAAUAUAUUUUUCGGGCAUCACAAUCUUCACUCUGAAAAACGGGAAGAUCACGCAUGAGAUCGCCGAAGAAGGUGGACUGACAGUCCUUCAACAGCUAGGACUUGUCUCCCAGCCAAACCCGGGUAAAGAAAUCAAGUUUGACGUGAACGGAGACCAGAUUUUUUCUUAG